AUGGCCGGUUGUGUCGGAGGCGCGGCCGGAGUACUAGUCGGACAUCCGUUGGACACAAUCAAAGUUGUUAUGCAGACAAGUGCUAAACGCCUGUCAAUGAAGUCAGUAUUGGCCGAUCAAUCGGUUUUCUCCUUAUAUCGGGGUAUUUGUGCUCCAUUGACAGGACUCACAGCUAUCAACGCCGUUGUGUUCGGUGUCUACGGAUCACUCAUCAAGAAGAUGGAUGAGCCGAGUCUUCUAUGGCAGGCCAGUGCCGGAUGCGCUGCCGGAGUGUCGCAGACAUUAAUAAGUUGUCCCAUAGAGCUCAUUAAAACAAGAGCGCAAUUGAGAUCAAUGCCAGUCAUGACAUGCCUUCGGGAAACAGUACGUAAAGAGGGAGGAAUUCGGGCCCUCUAUCGAGGGUUCGGCGCAACCCUAGCCCGAGACGCGCCCGCAUUUGCCAUAUAUUUUUCGUGUUAUGAACUCUUGUUUAAGACAUCACCCAAAAGCGAUACGCCGUCAACAUUAUGGCUACUAUUCGCUGGCGGAACAGCCGGUGCGGUCUCAUGGCUGGCCAGUUAUCCCAUAGAUGUGGUUAAGUCCCGAUUACAAGCGGACACGACCUACACCUCAAUGCGUCAAUGCAUUCAAAAAUCGCUGACAGAAGAGGGGAUUAAUGUGUUUGUGCGCGGAGUGACCCCAACUCUGGUUCGGGCUUUCCCUACAAAUGCGGCCACUUUUGCUGUCGUCACGUGGACUUUGUGGUCAUAUGAGUACUAUUAUUGUGACGGAUAUAACGCUAAAAGUGGGGGUCUGUUUGAACACGGAGACGAUGCCGUGGAACUGGCCUUUAGGUAUGCCGUCGACCGCAUUAAUGCCGACAAUAGAGUCCUUCCGCACACAAGACUUAUAGCACAAGUGGAACGGCUGGAGAAGUGCGACAGCUUUCAGGCAUCCAAACGAGUGUGCAGUCUAUUGCAAGAAGGAGUGGCCGCAGUGUUUGGGCCGCAGUCUGUGGAGACCAGUGCUCACGUCCAGUCGACAUGCGAUGUGUUACAUAUGCCACAUAUGGAGACCAGAUGGGACUUUAAGUUUGACCCGCCAUCCAAUCACUCUAUCAAUCUAUUUCCACAUCCCAUUGCUUUGGGAAAUGCAUUCCGGGAUUUGAUUAAAUUGAAGAAUUGGAAAAGUUUUGCUAUACUUUACGAAGAAAACGAAGGCAAGUCUUUAGUUAGAGUUCAAGAGAUACUAAAAGAUCCCGAACUGCGAGAGAAGAGGAUAGUUGUCCGCCAGUUUCCCGGCGCGACCGGUGAAUAUCGGACCACAUUUAAGGAGUUGCACAAAAUGGGAAUCCGAAACAUCAUUAUAGACGUGCCCAGAGAUAACAUACAUAAAGUGUUAAAACACGCACAACAGGUCGAUAUGCUGUCCGAUUAUCACAACUACUUCUUCACGUCACUCGAUGUCCAUACCGUUGACUUAGAGGACUAUCAAUACGGAGGCACUAAUAUAUCGGGCUUUAAUUUAGUGGACGAAACGAGUAAAGAGUAUUUGGAGAUAACCAGAGAGUGGCAAAACUCGCCGCCAAGAUAUCCAAACUGGAAGACCGAAUCCAUCGAACAAAUUACAAAAACUGAAGUGGGUUUGGUGUACGACGCGGUGCGGCUGUUUGCCAAAGCCCUGCACGACUUGGAUCAGACUCAGGCCAUUAGUGUGCGGCCCAUCUCCUGCGAGACGGAGGAGCCCUGGCUUUUCGGCAACGCUGUCACCAAUUAUAUGCGAAUGAUAAAUAUCGACGGAAUCACAUCUCAUAUAAGGUUUGAUUCGAGCGGUUCCCGGACUGACUUCAGGUUAAGACUACUUGAGCUGACACGAGAGGGUCUCAAACACGUGGGCGAUUGGACACCACAUGAAAAGGUUAUAUUUAUGACAAAUUACACCAAAGCUAUGACUGAGGGAUACAAAGAGACACUCAAAAAUAAGACGCUUACAGUCGUGACAAUACCGGGAAACCCGUAUUGCAUGGAGAAGGAGAGGAAAGAAGGAGAGGACAUAACUGAGAAACAAUAUCAGGGAUAUUGUAUUGAUCUGAUCGACGAGAUCUCUAAAGUACUCGGUUUCAGAUAUACCAUCAAAUUGGUUGAGGACGGAGUUCACGGCCGUAAGAAUGCGAGGGGAGAGUGGAAUGGCAUGAUUAAGGAGCUCAUCGAAGGGAAGGCGGACAUAGCGGUGGCCGACCUGACCAUCACCUAUGAAAGGGAGGCGGCGGUGGACUUCACAAUGCCUUUCAUGAGUUUGGGAAUUGGGAUACUUUACAAGAAGCACAAGAAGGAACCGCCAAAGCUAUUCUCAUUCAUGUCACCCCUGGCUAUGGAUGUUUGGGUCUAUUUGAUCACAUCGUUCUUAGGCGUCACUCUAUUCCUCUUCUUUGUGGCGCGUUUCUCGCCCUACGAAUGGGUGAAUCCGCAUCCAUGUGUCAAAGAACCGGAAGAAUUGAAAAACAACUUCAGUAUGAAAAACACGCUGUGGUUCACGAUUGGGUGUCUUAUGCAACAGGGAUGUGAUAUAAUGCCGCGUUCGCUGUCGACGCGGGUGUUGGCGGCAUCAUGGUGGUUCUUCAUACUUAUCCUCGUCUCCUCAUAUACGGCCAAUUUGGCCGCUUUUCUCACUGUCGAGCGUAUGGUUAACCCAAUAGAAUCGGCCGAAGAUCUCUCCAAACAGACAAAGAUUCCGUACGGAUGCGUCAAAUCGGGUUCAACCGAAGCCUUCUUCCGGAACUCCAACUUUUCCACUUACGCCAGAAUGUGGUCAUUCAUGGAAUCCACCCGACCCUCAGUUUUCGUCGAAUCCAACGCCAAAGGAGUCGAACGAGUGAAGAAAGGCGAUUACGCGUAUCUAAUGGAGUCGACGUCCAUUGAGUACAUCGUCGAGCGUGAGUGCGAUCUCUUUCAAGUGGGAGCGCUGUUGGACUCGAAGGGCUACGGCAUCGCCACACCUCCGGACUCUCCCUACCGGUCCAUUAUGUCGGACGCCAUACUGAAGCUGCAGGAGGACGGAAAGCUGCACAUGUUGAAAGAGCGGUGGUGGUCCGGGAAGGGCAAGUGCGGGGGCGGCAAAGAGACACAGAAAGUGCAGGGAAGUGCCAGCGAGUUGGGUCUGGCCAAUGUGGGCGGUGUGUUCGUCGUGUUGGCCGCCGGCUCUUGUAUAGCAAUCAUUAUAUGCAUCGGAGAAUUCAUUUGGAAAAUGAAAAAUAUACCCCGAAAUGAACGCGAUCACAUAUGUGUGGAACUGCUCCGAGAGAUAAAGUAUGUGAUCUGUUGUUACGGCAAUACGCGGCCCAUCAGGAAAGUUCAUGACGUGGACGGCGGGGCAGUACAACCGGGAAACGGACUCCCGUUUAUGCCGCUCACCGGCUAUCAGGACAUGAAUAAAGACGUCUACUCCUGACUAUCAAAGUCUCAACAAAUUUAUUUCAAACAACAAGAAGAGAAGGAAAGAGAGUUGAGUAGAGAGUACAGCGAAGACGUGCUCCAAAAGUUCACUUAUGGUAAUGAUAGCAAGACUAAUAUAUACGAAGCCAGUUAUCACACCAACUAUAAGGCAUCCGAUGUAUAAAAUUAUAAAUAUAUAUGUUUUCAUUAAUGGGUGAGACAAUUGUCUCAAACAAUUAUCUCUAACAGUCGAGUCAUACGAACAAAACAAUUAAACAAUAAUAAAAAUCAGUAUAAAAUCUCAUUAUAUUUAAUAUUUAUUGAGGGCUUUAAAUACAUUUUCUUCUCUCCAUUUCAUUUCAUUUAUUGGAUUUCACUAUAAAUUUUCACUUAAUAUUCAAUUUAGUAGUGCUCUUGAAAAAUGAUGAUAAACUUCUG
Molecule: messenger RNA, 3848 nt
Organism: Medioppia subpectinata
Lineage: Eukaryota; Metazoa; Arthropoda; Arachnida; Sarcoptiformes; Oppiidae
Source: the annotation of a GenBank genome assembly